Molecule: messenger RNA, 1368 nt
Organism: Macrosteles quadrilineatus (aster leafhopper)
Lineage: Eukaryota; Metazoa; Arthropoda; Insecta; Hemiptera; Cicadellidae
Exons: 2
Coding region: 1-1368 (455 amino acids)
Molecular function (GO): nucleic acid binding
Source: RefSeq, a predicted model, not a curated record
AUGGAAGAGGAAGACCCGAGACCGCAGUCGCCCGAGAAAUACAUCACGCCGAAAACUCAACGUGCGUAUACAAGUGGAGAGCGACGAAUCAUAUUAAAUGUUUAUGCAGUUUUGCGGAGAGAAAAUCCAGAUAUGUCAAAGAGAAAUGUUGCUGAAAGAGUUGGAGUCUUGACAGGGUGUGGUAGAUCAACUGUAGAACGGCUACGAAAGGAGUUUGAUGAAGGACCUCCUGUAACCCCCGGGAAGAAGAGACCACAUCAAGUAGGAAAACGAACGAGGAUGGAAAAAUUAACCGACUUUGAAAAGAACGGAAUAAGAAGAAUAGUGCACUCGUUGUAUAGGGAGAAUAUUCCACCAACAUCAGACAAAAUAGCUGAAAUGAUAAACGCCGAUGCUGAUCUCCCAAAUGUAAGUGCUCGUACAACGAGAAAACUUAUGAACGAUCUAGGUUUUAAGUUCGUGAAAAGGCAGCGGAAAUCGAUCCUUAUUGAAAGAGAGGACAUAGUGCAAUGGAGAAGACAAUAUCUAAUCAAAAUAAAAGAGUAUAGAGAGCAAAAGAAAAAUAUAUUCUACUUGGAUGAAACUUGGUGUAAUGCUGGUCAUACUGUAAAAAAAGCUUGGACACCAACUUACAUUAAAUCAGCGAAGCAAGCGUUUUUGGAUGGAGAGACAACAGGACUUAAGGACAUACCAGGAAAAGGUGGACGGUAUAUAGUUGUUCACAUUGGAAAUGAGAACGGGUUUUUAAAAGACCCCACCGACCCCACAAGUAACAAAGACGCUCGCUGGGUUUACAGAGCAAAAAAAACAGCAAACAUGCAGAACGCUACGCACCACGACGAAAUGAAUGCUGCAGCAUUUGAAAGUUGGUUUACGGGCAUUUUACACCUACUACCCUCUGAUAGUGUAAUUGUAAUGGACAAUGCUUCCUACCACAGACACAUUCGACAGGCGGCGAAACAGUACAAAAUUGACAAAUUAGCGGAAGAGUGUGGCCAUUGCGUUUUGCGUCUACCCCCGUACCACUAUGACUUAAACCCUAUUGAACUAGCAUGGGCAAAAGUAAAGAGUGAAGUUGCAAGAAACAAUACAGACUACACACUGAAAUCUGUCGAAACUCUCCUAAGCAACGCCCUCGACAGAGUUUCUUCUGAAGACUGGAAAAAGUUCGUCGCUCAUGUCGAAAACGUCGAAGAAAUGAUGUGGAAAAUGGACUUAAUCUCUGAUGAGCUUCAAGAUAGAAUAAUCGUUUUAGACGCAGGGAAUGAUGCUGAUUCAGAAGAUGAAACGUCUUACAACACCGAGACCGAUGAAGAAGAUGACUUCGACGGUUCGUGGGACGAUUUGGCACUUCCUCUACACCCUUAA